Molecule: messenger RNA, 1514 nt
Organism: Ictidomys tridecemlineatus (thirteen-lined ground squirrel)
Lineage: Eukaryota; Metazoa; Chordata; Mammalia; Rodentia; Sciuridae
Gene: Trmt10b
Product: tRNA methyltransferase 10B
Biological process (GO): tRNA N1-guanine methylation
Cellular component (GO): nucleoplasm; nucleus
Molecular function (GO): tRNA binding
Source: RefSeq, a predicted model, not a curated record
AAAUUUUUAAAAAUAAUAGAUCAUUGCGCAUCUUGCUGCCAAGUUGAAAACUACAAUUCCCAGGAUGCUGCUCGGAGCGGGAUCCGGAACCGGAAGUGGGCACGGGGCGGGGCCAGAUGUGCGCCGCUGCUGCUGCGUGAGGCGUUGGCCCCAGGACAGAGACUGGCACAUGGACUGGAAAUUGGAAAGGAGUGUUCAGAGAACAGAGUCACCAGAGUUGCAGGGGCAAGAAGGCAUCCUAGAAGACAUAGGUGAAGAUGGACUCUCUGAAAGCUUCCAGCUUCUGCAGAUUGAUGUGGAAUGUGACUGCCCAGACAGGGAGCCCCUCCCCACAAGCAGUGCAACAUGGUGCUCGAAAAAUGUCCAGAGAAAACAGAGACACUGGGAAAAGAUAGUUGCAGCAAAGAAGAGCAAAAGAAAGCAAGAAAAAGAAAGAAGAAAAGCCAACCGUGUAGAAAAUACAGGCAUCUGCCCCCAGCACAGCAAAAGAUUUCUGAGAGCCUUAACCAAAGAAAAACUCUUGGAGGCCAAACAUUCAGGACCAAGACUGUGUAUCGAUUUGAGUAUGACUCAUCACAUGUCAAAGAAGGAAUUAAGUAGGCUGGCUGGACAGAUCCGAAGGUUGUAUGGUUCAAACAAAAAAGUUGACAGACCCUUUUGGAUCUGCCUUACUGGAUUCAUGACAGAUAGUCCCCUCUAUGAAGAAUGUUUGAGGAUGAAUGAUGGAUUUUCUAGUUACCUGCUGGAUAUAACAGAAGAAGACUGCUUUAGUUUAUUUCCCCUGGAAACCCUUGUGUACCUGACUCCUGAUUCAGAGCAUGCGCUUCAAGAUGUUGACCUAAACAAAGUUUACAUCCUUGGUGGACUUGUGGAUGAAAGCAUUCAGAAAAAGGUGACGUUUCAAAAGGCCCAGGAGUAUUCUGUCAAGACAGCCCGCUUACCAAUCCAGGAAUACAUGGUCAGGCUCCAGAAUGGGAAAAACUAUCAUUCAGAGAUAUUGGCUAUCAAUCAAGUGUUUGAUAUCCUGUCCACUUUCUUGGAGACUCACAACUGGCCUGAAGCAUUGAAGAAAGGAGUUUCUUCGGGAAAAGGCUAUGUUCUUCGAAAUUCAGUGGAAUAACGGGCAGCCUAAGAUUGCAGCUGCAGGAGAUGAAGUGCCUGAGGUGUUUCAACCAAAGAAAAAGGCAGGGGGUAGUAGUGGCAUAUACUUGCCUUUACUUGAUAUCUUGGAUCUUCAUAGUGUAAACUAAUGACAGGGACCAUAUUUUAUGCUUUUGCAUUGUCCACAGUGCCUGGCUCACAGGAAGUGCCCUGAUCAAUGUUUAAAAAAAAAAAAAUUAUAUAACAAGGAUUAGCUCUAAAACUACAUGACUUUGGAUAUGUUAAUUAAUCUUUUAUACUUCUCUAUUUGUGAAAGACCCUACUUUUAGAGACUGUUUAUGUGGCAAAAUAAUUGUUAUAUCAAUUAUUUUAUAUAUACUAAACUGGCAUUAAAUUGUAUGACUUUCUCCAGC